AUGCCAGCAGGCCAGCCCGGCAGUACGAUGGACAACGGCGACACAGCGCACGAAUGGUCAUCGUUGCCGGUGGUUAUCCUGGCCAAGGUGUUCGGCUACCUUUCGCUGGCCGACGUCGGUCCGGCGAGCCAGGUAUGCAAGCAUUGGUUUCGGAUGCUGGGCCGUGCCUCGACUUGGCACAGGAUCGAGUUCGACCUGUUCGGCGGCAUGGCCCAGGAACGAUGGCAGUUACGCGUGGUGCAGGACAUCGUAGACCGUGGCAUCCGUUCGUUGACCAUCGUGUUCGUCGGUGAAAACCCGCUAUUCUACGCCGGUCUGGAGUUCUGCGACGCGCUCUACUACUUCCUCGCCGUCGACCACUCGCUGAGGUGCACCCUCGAGUCGCUAAACGUCAGUCGGAUGCCGGUCAUGUUCCAGGACUCGACGUUCCAACCGCUGGCCACCGUUCACUGGCGAACACUGCUGUUCUUGGACUUGCAAAACACGCAGUUCAUCUGUCAGGUCACUCCUGCCUGUUUGUACACUGUGGUCGAAGCCUGCGUCGAACUACAGGACCUUCGUGUCUCUCACUUCAGCAUGUCCGACGACGUGUUGAUGCUAUUCAACGACCCGCGACGCCGGCGACCGUUGAUGCACCUGUCCCUGUUCUGCAGACGGCAAGAAAAGUAUAGCGAUCACGACCUGUCCGAACAGGCGUGGUCUGCGGUAGCGGCGCAUAACAAGGACCUGGCCGUUACCCUCAAAUUUGACUUCACUUGCACCCUCAGGAAAACUAGAGAUAUCUUAAAGCCUAACAUCCCGAUCUGGAACUUGUUUCUGGAAAACCACGUCACAGCGUACGAAAUUUAUUACACGGCGCAGUUCUACGCGAAAACGUUGCGAAAACUGGUCGUACAGUGCAGGUACAACGAAGAUGUUCAGGACAGCCUGCUGGCUGUGGCCGAAGCGUGCCGGCAGUUGCAAUCUCUGCACGUCAUGUGUGUUCUGGAUCAGGGAGCUAUAGAUAGAAUUUUUGAGCUUCUUCCUCAGGUACGCUCCUCAGGUAAUUACACUCUGAAGAGUGACCUAGAGCCUGCUCCCUGGAACACGGACGAAAUCCUUGACUGUCUCAUUUUGCCAAGCAAACGAUAA
Messenger RNA from Soboliphyme baturini, 1131 nucleotides. The record is from the annotation of a GenBank genome assembly. Lineage: Eukaryota; Metazoa; Nematoda; Enoplea; Dioctophymatida; Soboliphymatidae.